CGCACGUGGCUAGUUGCGACUUUUUCCGUCUCGCCGUUGGCCGUUCUUUCAUCGCCUCCCGCCAUCGUCGUUUCAUUCAUCCGAAUCGUCUGAUCUCAUUCCACACUUGAUUCCUUGUUCUUUCGCAAUGUCAUCGAUACUUAUUUCUUCGUUUUACAAGCUACUUUAAACACAGGAGCAAUGUUUACAACAACGGAUUCGUUUUUUCAACGGAGGGCUUGGCGCUAAAUCGGACUCUUAACGUGUGAUUCGUGUUCAUGGUUAAAUAAUAUCAAAAAAGUGAUACACAUUAACGCUUGAAUUUCUGAGGCACACGCGUUUUGAGUGUCAAGAAAAUCCUAAAAAUUUGACUGCGUCGUUUGUGGAGAACUGUGUGAAACUUUGCCGCUAAAAACGGGACGCUUGAAUUUCUGAGGCACACGCAUUUUGAAUGUCAAGAAAAUCCUAUUAAUCUGACUGCGUCGUUUGUGGAGAACUGUGUGAAACUUUGCCGCUAAAAACGGGAUCUCGUAUUUUACUAAAUUACCGUUUUUCAGGGGCCCACUUGAUUUGAAUUUUGCAGACCUCGUAAAACCUUGAUGGUACAGCAGACACUGCGUCGCUUGUGAGAACCUGUGACAACCCAAAUGUGUUUUGUGAUCAUGGAAUCCUCUCUGCCACAAUUCCAAACGCCACAUUUGCGUAAUUGCUCGCCGAUCUCACAUGUUCCGAGGAUGAUUUUUAUAUGCAUUUGAUGGUACUGAUUUCAGUGUCGAAUCCAAACCCGCCGACUUUAACUUAAACGUCCAAAGAUGCCCUUCGAACGUCAAACACAAUCUUAACAUCAAACCCAAGUGUAAAAGUCGAGAGACAUCGACGUAAAGCCACAAACUGUUGGAUUCGAAUUCCAAAUAGUGUUAGUUCUCGACGCUGAUAAUCGAAUUCAGGAAUUUUACGCGCACCCGCCGAGGAGCGGUUAGAGUGCUGUGGAAACUUGGUCAAAGAUGGGGGUGUUAUUGCCGAGUUAAGGGUUCUUUUUCUUCCUGUCUUUUUUAUUUUGAGUGAGCGCGAAAUAAGAUGGGCUGUAGUGGGAGUUCCCCGUUAGUGCCGUCGCACAACGCUCCGACGUCGAACGGGAUGCGAGGCGAGCCCCCCGGCUACGAUCUGCACCCGCCGUCGUCGACCAACAACAACGGGUUCCUGAACACGGCCAAGAGCUCCUGGGUAGGGCUCGGCGAUAACGUGGAGGACACCAUCAACCAGGCCGCCGAGGGCGUUAAGCAAACCUUCAGCACCAAAUUCCACGAGGCUGAAGAAAAACUGGAGGAUACAGUGACGGCUCUCCGAAAAGAUAUAGCGGACGCAAUAUCCGGCAGGAAAGAGGAACUGGAUGAUUUCCAAGACAGGAUCAAAACUGACGCCUCAGGACUGGACGGUGAGGCUCGCGACAUGAUAGAUUCUCUGAACAACACCACCGAAUCGCUGAACUCUCCUUUCGUAGAAAAAAUUAAGGACGAAGAGAAAGCUCCCGAAGACUACAUGCCGCGGGACGAAGCAGACGAGACGGACAUGGACGAAUCAUUUCAACGAGGGAACGACAUGGGAGGCGAAGAGAGUGGAACAACUACGGAUGAAUAUGGAAUGAGUAGCCCGCCUGAUAUGCAGAACGAAGGAGACAAAAAAACCGAAUCCAACGACAUGUAUUAAAAUUCCCUUUUUCGUGCUCUGGACCAUACUAGUCUUAUUCAUAACAAUAGAAGAUCGGUGAAAAACCAAGUCAUUCAACCAUGGGCGUAACUAGACAUUUUUUAUGAGGGGUGGGGGAGGGGGAUGACCCACUCUUUAGAGGAGUCAGAGCUGAGCUGAUGUGGAGCGACUACAUCCCAAGUGGCACAGGUUGCACUGAAUUGCGAUUUACAGUACAGGGUGAAUUAUUGCCCCUGCAUCGGAGCGUUGCUUUGUCGGGUAUGUUGCCCAUCUACUAACUGAGGGGGCUCCUCUUAGCGGAAAGUAUCGCAAUAAAACUAAAAAAAAAGGUUUCUAUCUCUCUUUGCAUUGCAAAUUGCCUAUCUUUCUAAUAGAUACGAGG
Molecule: messenger RNA, 2068 nt
Organism: Bemisia tabaci
Lineage: Eukaryota; Metazoa; Arthropoda; Insecta; Hemiptera; Aleyrodidae
Source: RefSeq, a predicted model, not a curated record